UUCAAAUUCCUGUGCGCGGGAGAGCGGAGCCAAUGCUGAAGGGCGACAGAACAUCAUUUACAGACGGAUUUUCUAUCCUUAAAGUUAUGUGUAACCCACCAUUGCUAGGUCUGCGCUCACGAGGCACCAUUUGUUGUAGAAAAGGAACCACUUUACGAAUUUCACAAAUGCAGGAGCGGGCAGUACAGAGGGUGUACGCGUGGCUCUUGCUGGUGAUUUUGACCCUUCUGUCUCUCUGGGGUCAUCUGUCUGAUGCCUCCUCUCACCGCAGUCACAUUGUGCACGUGAAGGCUGGCACAUGUGAGGUGAUUGCAGCCCACCGCUGCUGUAACAGAAAUAAGAUUGAGGAGCGAUCACAGACGGUUAAGUGUUCCUGCUUCCCAGGACAAGUCGCUGGAACAACAAGGGCUGCACCCUCCUGUGUGGAUGCAUCUAUAGUAGCUCAGAAGUGGUGGUGUCAGAUGCAGCCGUGUUUGGAUGGUGAAGAGUGUAAAGUCCUGCCUGACCUCACAGGCUGGAGCUGCAGCACAGGAAACAAAGUGAAGACCACCAAGGUGACCCGAUAGUUCUACACUCCAAGGAACCACCAGACCCAAUUUACUGAGGACAAAAGUGCUGCAAGUGAAGACUAACUAGAGACAGCUUUGAGCUUCAGCUAACAGGAUCGAUCAGUAUUAGUUAUACGAAGAUUAUUUGCUAUGAAAACGUCUGAGGAACAGACUGAUCUCCAGAAAUAUAUCCACCAUAAACAUUAGGACCAUCCUGAAGUUAAUGUGUCCUCCUCAAUGGACCCCCUGGCCUCCCGGACGCUCAGUCUUCUGGGUGUGGAUCCAUAACCUCUGGAAUGUGUUGGCUGGGGGGUCUCGAUGUACGUAUGCAGUUGUUGUUUUUUUUUUUUACAGAAGAUGUUUGGAUCAUCUAUACCAGUGCAGCCCAAUGGAGUUUAAGCUUUUAAGCAACAUGCUCUCCUUCCUUGUCCUUCAGUUCUUCCAGCAAAUCCAUAACCAUUCCUGCUCUACUCCGAUCAGAAGGUCCGAUCAUUUCUUGUGGAAUCCUUUAAACAGCAUUUAAACAUGUAAAAUCGAUCUGGACCUUUAACGGACUAAUCUUCUGUAUAUUGUUUGUUUCUAAAUUAAAGCUUUUCAAGCCCACAGUCUGAAAUAACAGAUUAGAUGUACCAGUAUAUUCUAGAAAAUGUAAAAGUGUAAAAGAUCAGUGUUAUUCUCAAAACAAGCAGAAUAAAGUUUAAAGGUUAUCACUUUUAUUAUCAAUGUUUUUAUCCAGCCUGGUAACUGCUAUUGAGUACAUGUGUCAG
Molecule: messenger RNA, 1315 nt
Organism: Onychostoma macrolepis
Lineage: Eukaryota; Metazoa; Chordata; Actinopteri; Cypriniformes; Cyprinidae
Gene: tafa3b
Product: TAFA chemokine like family member 3b
Exons: 6
Coding region: 33-566 (177 amino acids)
Molecular function (GO): receptor ligand activity
Source: RefSeq, a predicted model, not a curated record